AUGAAUGCAUGCCCUAACUUUCGCAGUUCACGUCUUAACCCUCAAAGUAAGUUCACGCUGCGCGUUUUUGCGGUGUUGUCUCCGCGUGUCUUGGGCUUCAAAAUUCUAAGUCAAAUCUCAAUUCAAAAUCAAACUUCAAAACUUAACCUCUAAAUGAAAAGUUAAAUAUAUUCAAAAAUCAAAACCAAGGCAAAACUUUACAAGUAAAGCGAUUUUUUUCGUCUAUCAUUAAGUCGCGUCCUAUCAUUCUGCUGGAACUGGAAGUGGAAAGGUGGCAAGGUGUAUUCGGGAACAUACACAUAGGUGCGAUAUUUUUAUUUUUUCCUCUGAUUCUGACUGUCUAUUUGCUGGUGCUUUGUAAUUAAGAAACAGAGUCAGUGGUGUGGAAAAAUGGUUGAUAUUUUUGACGCUGAGUAUCAUUAUCAAGGAUUAUCGAUGGGUCCGAUGGGCUCGCUCUCCUUGAGAUGGAAAAAGAGACAAG
This is a messenger RNA of Amoebophrya sp. A25, 481 nucleotides long. Lineage: Eukaryota; Dinophyceae; Syndiniales; Amoebophryaceae. The record is from the annotation of a GenBank genome assembly.